Filobasidium floriforme is the source of this 567-nucleotide messenger RNA. RefSeq lists its product as uncharacterized. NCBI's taxonomy places the organism in Eukaryota, Fungi, Basidiomycota, Tremellomycetes, Filobasidiales, Filobasidiaceae. The coding region runs from base 1 to 567 and encodes 188 amino acids. The record is from RefSeq and is a predicted model, not a curated record. The transcript is spliced from 3 exons.
AUGCCUGGAUCCCAAACAGGGAAGAACGAGGUGGACCUCUUUUUGAUCGAAACAAGAGAACCUUGGUGUAACAAGCUCAAGCUUCCCCGUCGAUCAGGGAGAAGACGGGUAGAGGCGGCAGGGACGGCGGAGAACCGACAAGGUCGUGCAUCUGUGACGCUGCGUGGAUCUCUCUUCAAGGGGUUCCGACGAUCAGUCCUUCUCCCCGAAGUCGCUGAAACGCGGGAAGGUUUGGUCUCCGGUCUGCAGGUGGUUCUUCUGCUCUUUUCCUCCUUCUCAGGCUUGAAUACCACUUUCAAGGCUCUGUGUGAAUAUCGACAGCGACCUGGUAGCCUUGUCGCUUGUCAUGAUGUAGGAGAAUCUAGCAAUCAUGGCGUAUUGACACAGACAUCUGACAAAGAGUCAAAGGGCUGCAUCAGAACGUCCGCUGGUGUACAACACCGCUCGUACGACCGAUAUCAUGACUGUCGACUCGGCCGAGCUACGCAAUCACGAUUUUCUCCGAUGGAUCAAUCCUUCCAGAACACGCUGAUCCGGGUCGCACGCAACCGAUUGACCCUCCUUUGA